Molecule: messenger RNA, 969 nt
Organism: Heterocephalus glaber (naked mole-rat)
Lineage: Eukaryota; Metazoa; Chordata; Mammalia; Rodentia; Bathyergidae
Product: olfactory receptor 5M10-like
Biological process (GO): G protein-coupled receptor signaling pathway
Cellular component (GO): membrane
Molecular function (GO): olfactory receptor activity; G protein-coupled receptor activity
Source: RefSeq, a predicted model, not a curated record
AUGCCCUCCCGGAACCACACCCCAGCAAUGGGGUUCAUCCUCCUGGGCCUCACAGACGACCCUGUGCUGGAGGAGCUGCUCUUCACCGUGUUCCUGCUGGUCUACCUGCUCACGCUGGCAGGAAAUCUGUGCAUGAUCCUGCUCAUCAGGACCAGCGCCCACCUCCAGACCCCCAUGUACUUCUUCCUCGGCCACCUCUCCUUCGUGGACAUUUGCUACUCUUCCAACAUCACUCCAAACAUGCUGCACAGUUUCCUCUCUGGGCACAAGAGCAUCUCCUGGGCAGGCUGCUUCAUGCAGUGCCUUCUCUUCAUCGCCCUGGUCAUCACCGAGUUCUUCCUCCUGGCAGCCAUGGCCCUGGACCGCUAUGUGGCCAUCUGCAGCCCUCUGCACUACAGUAGCAGAAUGUCCAGGGCCAUCUGCGUCUCCCUGGUCUCCUUCCCCUAUCUCUUCGGCUUCCUCAACGGCCUCUCUCAGGCCCUGCUGACUUUCCGUUUGUCCUUCUGCGGCUCCCUGGAGAUCAAUCACUUCUACUGUGCGGACCCUCCUCUCCUGCUGCUGGCCUGCUCUGACACCCGCGUCAAAGAGAUGGCCAUGUUCGUCAUUGCCGGCUUCACUCUGUCCAGCUCUCUCUCCAUCAUUCUUCUGUCCUACGUUUUCAUUUUUGCAGCCAUCCUGAGGAUGCGUUCUGCAGAAGGCAGGCACAAAGCCUUUUCCACUUGUGGUUCCCACCUGACCACGGUCACCAUCUUUUAUGGGACCCUGUUCUGCAUGUACUUAAGACCUCUGUCAGAGAAGUCUAUGGCAGAGUCUAAAGUGAUUGCAGUGUUUUAUGCUUUUUUGAGCCCAAUGCUGAACCCGUUGAUCUAUAGCCUAAGGAACAAGGAUGUGAUCCGGGCCAUGCAGCACUUGGUCAGAGGAAAGUUUUUUUCAAAAAAUUGCAGUUUAGUGUGUGUUGUGGACUUGUAA